UGCGGGGUCUGCGGCGUCUCCGUCGGCGUGCGGACGGGCGGCCAGCCGGACAACGGCGUCAUGCGCGACUGGGUCGAGGACCGGGCGCUGCCGGGCUUCCGCUUCGGGUCCCGGACGCGCGUCGUCGAGUACGACUUCGACGACGGCGUCCAGGGCGACCGCCACCCGAACCCGGGCCGGCCCUUCUCCGGCACGUACCGGCGCUGCUACCUGCCGACGCCCGAGGGCGACGCCGUCUUCGCGCGGCUCGCGGUCGCGUUCGAGCGGCGGCUCGUCUUCAACGUGGGCACGAGCCUCACGACGGGCCGGAGCGACUGCGUCGUCUGGGCGGGCAUCCACCACAAGACGCAGAGGACCGGCGGCGCCGCGGAGCACGGCUACCCGGACGCGACCUACCUCGACCGUGUCUCCGACGAGCUCGCGGCCGCGGGCGUC
Messenger RNA from Aureococcus anophagefferens, 435 nucleotides. RefSeq lists its product as hypothetical. NCBI's taxonomy places the organism in Eukaryota, Pelagophyceae, Pelagomonadales, Pelagomonadaceae. The annotation marks the transcript as partial. Gene Ontology annotation, molecular function: ubiquitin protein ligase activity. Gene Ontology annotation, cellular component: nucleoplasm. Gene Ontology annotation, biological process: protein ubiquitination; Notch signaling pathway. The record is from RefSeq and is a predicted model, not a curated record. The transcript has a single exon.